This is a messenger RNA of Fonsecaea erecta, 309 nucleotides long. RefSeq lists its product as hypothetical. Lineage: Eukaryota; Fungi; Ascomycota; Eurotiomycetes; Chaetothyriales; Herpotrichiellaceae. The record is from RefSeq and is a predicted model, not a curated record. The transcript has a single exon. Bases 1 to 309 code for a protein of 102 amino acids.
AUGGGAAUACCUUGCAGCGUCUCUCUCCGCAAGAAAUCAAACCCUGCUGGACCCAAUAUCCCCGUGUCUUUGCGUCCUACUGCUCUACAACUCACCGUUAACCACCCAUCCUGGAUCGAUCGGUUUCCUUUUCCGAAGAUGAGGGACAACAUGAUCACGCUGAUGAGUAUCAUUGAUGAAGAGGAGUUUGUCGCCGAUUUGUUCACCUUGACGAGCUUUACUCUCGAAUCAGGUGCGCCGUCCUGGGACCCCCGGGCAUGGAAGAUUGGGAAAGAAUUCUCGGCGAAAUGGGGCUAUCUGUUCUACUAA